Molecule: messenger RNA, 2096 nt
Organism: Melanotaenia boesemani (Boeseman's rainbowfish)
Lineage: Eukaryota; Metazoa; Chordata; Actinopteri; Atheriniformes; Melanotaeniidae
Gene: hal
Product: histidine ammonia-lyase
Exons: 20
Coding region: 49-2013 (654 amino acids)
Biological process (GO): L-histidine catabolic process
Cellular component (GO): cytoplasm
Molecular function (GO): histidine ammonia-lyase activity
Source: RefSeq, a predicted model, not a curated record
GGAGAGCGGGGCGCAGUGCUCACUGCUCCAGAGUAACGCUAACGCGCAAUGCCUAGAUUUACUGUCCACAUCCGAGAUGAGUGGCUGGCAGUGCCAUGCCGGGACACCUCCAACACAAUCCAGUGGCUCGGACUGGAAGGACUGAAACGUUAUGUGAAAAGCAAGCCGGACAACGGCGGCAUCACCUCUGUGAAAGAGACGCCGUUCGUGGUGCGCAGGUGUCAGGGGUUGGGCUUGUUGGACUUGGAUGACACCAUCGACGAUGUACUGGAGGAUAAUGACUUUGUCGAACUUGCUAUUGAAGGAGAUACAAUGUCUCCUGAUUUUAUCCCGUGUGAGCCUGGAGUUUCUAACAUUACGGCAGCGUACAAAGAACCUGGACAAUACAUUUUCUUGGAUGGCAACAGCCUGACAUCAACGGAUCUGGUCAACUUAGGCAGAGGACUGUACAAGAUAAAGCUGACUCCAGAGGCAGAGAACAAUGUUGUGCAAUCACGAGAACUUUUGGACACCAUUGUCAAAGAAAACAAAGUUGUCUAUGGCAUCACAACAGGUUUUGGCAAAUUUGCCCGAACUGUAAUUCCUGUCAGCAAGCUCAAGGAGCUCCAAGAAAACCUGGUGCGGUCACAUUCAGCAGGUGUGGGAAACCCACUGAGCCCAGAGAGGACACGUAUGCUGCUCGCUCUGAGGAUCAAUAUUCUUGCUAAAGGGUACAGUGGAAUUUCUUUGGAAACCCUCCAUGCCAUGAUCCAGGCAUUCAAUGCUUCCUGUCUCUCCUUCGUCCCAGAGAAAGGGACAGUGGGUGCAAGUGGAGACCUGGCGCCCCUCUCACACCUGGCCUUGGGGCUGAUGGGAGAGGGUAAAAUGUGGUCUCCAAAGAGUGGAUGGGCAGAUGCCAAAUAUGUCCUGGAGGCCCAUGGACUGAAGCCAGUAUCAUUAAAACCUAAAGAGGGUCUUGCACUAAUCAAUGGCACCCAGAUGAUUACCUCUUUAGGGGCAGAGGCCGUGGAGCGGGCCCAGGCGAUUGCCCACCAGGCAGAUAUCAUUGCUGCUCUCACCCUGGAGGUGUUAAAGGGAACCACCAAGGCCUUUGACAGUGACAUCCAUUCACUGCGGCCCCAUCCAGGUCAGAUAGAGGUGGCCCAACGCUUUCGCUCACUGCUGGAUUCUGAUCACCAUCCAUCUGAGAUUGCAGAGAGUCACAGGUUCUGUGACAGAGUUCAGGAUGCCUACACCAUGCGGUGCUGUCCUCAGGUUCAUGGAGUUGUAAAUGAUACCAUAAAAUUUGUCCAGGACAUCAUCAAUACAGAAAUCAACAGUGCUACUGACAACCCUAUGGUAUUUGCAGAGAGAGGUGAGACCAUUUCAGGUGGGAAUUUCCAUGGCGAAUAUCCAGCUAAGGCUCUGGACUUUUUGGCUAUUGCUGUCCAUGAGUUGGCCUCCAUCAGCGAGAGGAGGAUCGAGAGGUUAUGUAACCCCUCCCUGAGUGAGCUGCCUGCCUUCCUCGUCAAUGAGGGGGGACUCAACUCAGGCUUCAUGAUUGCCCACUGCACCGCAGCUGCUUUAGUUUCAGAGAAUAAAGUUUUGUGUCAUCCUUCUUCUGUGGACUCCUUGUCCACCAGUGCCGCCACAGAGGACCAUGUGUCUAUGGGAGGCUGGGCUGCUAGGAAGGCCUUGAGGGUUGUAGAGCAUGUGGAGCAAGUUCUUGCUAUAGAACUGCUCGCAGCCUGUCAGGGUAUCGAGUUCCUCCGCCCACUUCGUACCACCACCCCACUGGAGAAGGUCUAUGAACUUGUGCGUAGUGUUGUCAAACCAUGGUUUAAAGACAGAUUCUUGUCUCCAGACAUUGAAGCUGUUCACCGUCUCCUGCUUGACCAGAAGGUGUGGAACGUGGCCAAACCUUAUAUUGACAAAUAUCAGACAGAGUACAUCCCAGAGUCCCGCCCCAAUUCUCCCACCGCCUUCUCACUGGAGCCUCCAGCAUCACCAAGGAAACGUGUUCGCCAUGAGUAAAAGCAUGCAUGCAAAUGUGUUCUCUGUCUUUAGUCACUAAUCAUUUUCACUGAAUGAGAAGCAAUUAAAAUCUUUUAAUAUAU